Baudoinia panamericana UAMH 10762 is the source of this 888-nucleotide messenger RNA. RefSeq lists its product as uncharacterized. Gene Ontology annotation, biological process: protein quality control for misfolded or incompletely synthesized proteins; protein polyubiquitination; proteasome-mediated ubiquitin-dependent protein catabolic process. Gene Ontology annotation, cellular component: cytoplasm. Gene Ontology annotation, molecular function: protein-folding chaperone binding; ubiquitin protein ligase activity. Bases 1 to 888 code for a protein of 295 amino acids. The record is from RefSeq and is a predicted model, not a curated record. The transcript has 2 exons. NCBI's taxonomy places the organism in Eukaryota, Fungi, Ascomycota, Dothideomycetes, Mycosphaerellales, Teratosphaeriaceae.
AUGGCAGCAUAUCAAGCUGAACAGCUAAAGGAAAAAGGCAACACUGCUUUCCGAAACGGUGAAUAUCAAGAAGCCGAGAACCUGUACACCCAAGCGAUCCAGAAGCAUUCACGCAAUCCCUUAAUCUUCACGAAUCGAGCGAACGUGCGACUGAAGCUACAAAAAAACAACGAUGCCGUCAAUGACUGUCUGAACAGCAUAGAGAUUAGUGGGCCUAAAGGGCAGAACCACAAGGCUUUCUACUUUCUUGCGCAAGCUCAACUUGCCUUGCAUCAUCCACACGAAGCGCUCUCGUCGGCAUUAACGGCAUAUGAGCAGGUGUUGCAUCCACAGCCAGCAGCCAAGAUAUCGCCGAAGGAUCUUGAAACGUUUUCCAGCUUUGUGCUCAAAUGCAAGAAGGCCAAGUUCAUCGCUCGCGACCGCGAGAGGUUGCGGCGGCAAGGAGAUCUACGCGCGGAGCUGGAAGACGCUCUUGAAUGCCAGAAGCAGCACGAUCUGGAGCACGUCGCCGACCAGCUACAGAGCUGUCAGCUAGGGAAUGUUGAAGCAUCGGAGCGGCAUCAAGAAAUACUGACCAACUACGAAACGAAGAUCAGCGAAAUUCGGGCUGUCUUCGCCGCAGCAGACCCCUCGAAUCAUAAACCGCGAGAAGUGCCAGACCAUCUGAUUGACAUGAUCACCUUUGAGCCUAUGCACGACCCUGUCAUUACGAAGAACGGGCACUCUUACGAACGCGCGACGAUUUCCGAGCAUCUGAAGCGGAGCCCCACGGAUCCAUUGACACGAGAUCCACUUACGAUCAACGACCUACGGCCAAACCUUGGAUUGAAAGCUGCCUGCGAUGAGUUUUGGCAAAGCGGCGCUAGCGAGUGGAUUGGUGAAUGGUAG